This is a messenger RNA of Aegilops tauschii subsp. strangulata, 1870 nucleotides long. Its product is annotated as single myb histone 5. Gene Ontology annotation, cellular component: nucleosome. Lineage: Eukaryota; Viridiplantae; Streptophyta; Magnoliopsida; Poales; Poaceae. Gene Ontology annotation, molecular function: double-stranded telomeric DNA binding. Gene Ontology annotation, biological process: nucleosome assembly. The record is from RefSeq and is a predicted model, not a curated record.
AAAAAAAAAACCAACACCCCCGCGGCGACUUUUCCUCUCCACCGUAUCCUCCUCUCCCCUAUGCUGCCCUGCCCUAUCUCAAGCUCCAAUCUACCGUGCCCUAGACCUGCCGCCGAACGUGCCCUAGCCCCAGCCGGCGCCCCCCGCGCGCGGCCACCGUCUCCGCCGCACCUCGCCGCGCCCCCGCCCCCGCCCCGUCUGCGGCCUUCGUCUCCGAGAUCCGCAUCCGUUCUGUUUGGCGGCAGGCGCUGUUGCUGUCGUUGUUGAAGGAGGAGGAGGAGGAAGGGGUGCCCUAGACUCCUAGGGCAAGGCUGAAGCAGAUGGGUGCACCGAAGCAGAAGUGGACGGCGGAGGAGGAGGCGGCGCUCAAGGCCGGGAUAGGCAAGCACGGGGCCGGGAAAUGGCGCACCAUACUCAAGGACCCCGAGUUCAGCAACAUCCUGCGGUGCCGAUCCAACGUUGACCUCAAGGACAAGUGGCGGAACAUGAAUGUCACGGUGAACGCGUCGGGCACUCGCGACAAAGUGAGGACGACGACCACGACGACUCCCACGGCUAAGAAGCCAAGGUCUGCUCCGAAGCAGGAAAGCCACUCAACGGCGAUCACCACCAUCACCUCUGACGGCGAUGAUGACGUCAUUGACGUGAAGCCUAUCAUAAAGCCUAUCGUAACGUUUACUACAGGUUCAGGGAAUAAAUCGCUAUCCAGGCUAGAAAAUAUCAUACUGGAGGCCGUGAAGACCUUGAAUGAGCCUACAGGGUCAUACAAAACAGCCGUUGCUAAUUACAUUGAGGAACAAUACUGGCCACCUGCUGAUUUUGAUCAUGUACUGUCUGCAAAACUGAAUGAGUUGACAUCAUCUGGGAAAUUGAUGAAGGUGAAUCGGAAGUACAGGAUAGCCCCUAGCUCGUCUUUUUUAGAAGGGCGAAGCUCCAAAAUGCUGCUGCUUGAUGAUAUAAAAAAGGAGCCAACCAAGGUAGAGAAGGUAGAGAGGGAUGGCUUUACAGCCCACACUAAAUCUCAGGUAGAUGCUGAACUUGCACGUAUGAGAAACAUGAGUGCAGAAGAGGCUGCAGCUGCAGCCGCUCGUGCGGUUGCUGAGGCAGACGCUAUCAUGGCGGAAGCUGAGGCCGCAGUGAGAGAAGCGGAGGCUGCAGAAGCUGAUGCUGUAGCUGCACAAGCCUUCGCGGAAGCAGCAAUGUUGACUUUAAAAAACAGGAGUUCGGCAAAAUUGAUCAUUCGAGGUUGAGACAUCUCGUGGGAGCUGCGUCAGCGUACGCUUUCCUCUGACCUUGUUGUGCGCGUGUGCAUGCCUGCUGAAUUCCAGCGCAAACUAACUGAUGCUUUGGUGUUACUGGAGCCAUCGAGCUGAUGGCAAUGCUGAUCUGUUAUUUUAAUCCAUGCAAGCUCAUCCCAGAUUCAAGCAGCGCAAACUUGCUUGGUUUUCUGACUUGCACCUUGAAGCUAGUUACCUUUCUCCCUCAUGCUGGUUUGCCGAGGGAUGGAGGAAGACAAACUCAUAUUUAACUCCCACAUUGCAGAGCCGUAAAUGCGAUCUGCACGGGCUGUGGGAUGAUGAGGAGAAGUCCAAUAAAUAUAGAUGAUGGUCAUUCCAUCUCUUGGGACCCUUGUUGCUGUCAUGGUUUAGGUCACUGACAUGUUGGAAUUUUUUCACCGUGGUGUUGGAUUACCUUACCCUCCCUUUAUGGUGAAUCUCCCCAGCAAAACAGUGCCUUUGUGCUCGCGGUGUGUGUGGAUCUGGUCUGGCCCAGCUCAAGUUAUUUGGCACCCAAUAAUUGUGGCAUGUACAGAAUUUAUUCAUGUAUUCAGUCUAUAAUUUUUUAUCCAAUUUUGACCGAAGGAGAAAAA